UUACCUACUGCUGCCUAGUGCCUACUAUAAGUUUACACUUCAAAACUUAAAAGUAUUAAAUAUUGUUUUACAAAAGUAACAUUCAAAUGAAAUGUUUUAUAUUUAAGUAAACAGUGAAAUGAUUCCAUAAGUGUAUGAUUUCAUAUUGGUGUAGCGUGAGAAACGAUGACUGCUUGAAUUCGCGGACUGUGAUGACGAAUUACCUAGGUAUUAUCGAUGUGACUGUGUUAAAUAAAUUAUAGCAUAAUUUUGGUACAUCAAAUAAAGAUGUUAAGAUUCCUCAGUAGAAAAGGGAGAUCAUCCAGCCAGACUCGAAAGAAACAGAGUCAAAAAAAUGCAACAAACAAAAACUUAAUUCAAUGCAAGGUAAUGUUACUUGAUGAUACUGAUUUAACAAUAAAUCUAACCAAAAAAGCUAGUGCUGCCGAUUUAUAUGAACAGGUAUUUUAUUCCUUGGACUUAAUCGAAAAGGAUUACUUUGGACUACAAUUUACAGAUACUAAUAAUGUUCAACAUUGGCUGGAUCCAACUAAAACAAUUAAAAAGCAGGUUAAAAUUGGACCUCCCUAUACUUUGAGACUUAAAGUUAAAUUUUACUCUUCCGAACCAAAUAAUUUAAGAGAAGAAUUAACGAGGUACCAGUUUUUCUUGCAACUAAAGAAAGAUGUCCUUGAAAGCAAACUGGAAUGUCCUCAUUCAACUGCUGUUGAGCUAUCUGCACUAGCUUUGCAGUCUGAGUUGGGAGAUUAUGAUGAAACUAUACACACACCAGCAACUGUAUCUGAAUUUCGUUUUGUACCGAAUCAGUCUGAAGAAAUGGAAAUAGAAAUUUUAGAUGAGUACAAAAAGUGCAAGGGACUCACUCCUGCUCAGGCUGAAGUCAGUUAUCUUAAUAAAGUCAAAUGGCUUGAGAUGUAUGGUGUUGAUAUGCAUAUAGUAUUGGGAAAAGAUGGCUGUGAAUACCACUUGGGCCUCACUCCCACUGGGAUACUUGUUUUUGAGGGGCCACAAAAAAUAGGUCUUUUCUUUUGGCCCAAAAUAACUAAAUUAAAUUUUAAAAAGAAAAAACUAACAUUGGUGGUUGUUGAGGAUGAUGACCAGGGACGAGAACAGGAACACACAUUUGUAUUUCGGCUUCAUAAUGAAAAAGCUUGUAAGCAUUUGUGGAAAUGUGCCGUCCAGUAUCACACAUUCUUUCGUUUACGCGCCCCAGUCAAAGGACCAUCAGCGCGGCAGAACUUCUUUAGAAUGGGAUCACGCUUCCAAUAUUCCGGAAAAACGGAAUAUCAGACUACUCAACAGAAUCGUGCACGCCGUACUGUACAAUUUGAAAGGCGGCCUAGCCAACGUUUUGCCAGAAGACAGAGUCACGUUCUGCGAGAGAGAGAGAAGCAAGUCACUCCUAAGACCGAAAUUGCGCCUCAAACAGAGGCUUCAGAAACGGUGCCUAGUACAUCCACAGCUGAAACCCCUGCUCUAACAACCACGACUAUCGAAAGUGCUCCCGUUACUAGUACUGAAACUGCCAUUGAACCUUUUACUAGAAAAGGUAGUGCUAAAUCCCAGAAGUCUGUAGAAAUUAAAGAAGAAGAGAUCGAAGAUAAAGAAGAAAAAGAUCCGAAUGAACCUGAGGUAGAGCCUUGGUUGUAUACCCUGGUCUUUAGACACUGUAGAAGUUUAGAUAUGAAAACAUCACAGGGUUUUCAAAAAACCGCGAAUCCCCUGUGGAUACGUCCAGCGAUCUCUUUUACAUUUGAGUCCGUAAAUGAUAAGCAAUCAAAAGUUGAUUUACCAACUUAAACAGAUGGCUCAAGAAAUAGGAAUUGUUUGCCCGUCGCGUAGCUAUGAAAUUUUUCCUUGCAAUAUACAUGUUGAGUUUACUUCAAACUUUAGCUAAAUAAUAAUUGCUGUGUCAUCACAACGAUCAAAUCAGAAUAAUGCUUUUAUUCUUAGCAACUUAGUUAAAUUUACCGAACAGAAAGACUUGCAAAUUUUUAUUUAUUAUAAAUUACUCAUGUUACAAAACUUCUAAUUUACUGAUGCUUGAUUAGCGUUGAUAGAAGUAACAAAUUGUAUAUAGAAAACGAAUAUCGAUUGUACUGGUCGAAAGCUUCACAAGUUAUUAUGUCAAUAAUUUUGAAUGAAAGAAUCUAUAUCUUGUAUUAGAAACAAUUUCGAUAUUAUGAAUAUAGUUUAGUAAUGGGGGACUAAAUUACUAUUACUAACUGUUGACAUGUAAUAGAAAUGUUGCUAUAUUAUUAUGGUCUGACCUGAUCACUCGAAAUAAAACAUAGUUAAUUUGCUUUAGUGAUAUGGAGUAAUUUUCCAGAUGGGUACGAACUUUAGAUUAGAAUUUGAAAUCGGUAACUUGAUAUCAUGAGAUAGGCAUUACACCACUCUGUGGUGCCGCCCCCUCCAUAUACUCUUACGUUUAUUUGUUAUAAAUGAGGCAUAGAAUGUGAACUGAUUUGCAGUGUCGAAAUUAAUUUAAAAAAAAAAUGUCUUUGAAUGUGAAAUGUCUUAAAUGUAUAGUCCUAAACUACUUAUUGUACUUAUCACAGGCAUUUAUAUUAUGUCAGUAUAAUUCCAAAUCACAUUCCAUUUAAGCAUUACUUAAUGUAGUAUUAAAUUAAACCGUCCCUGCUAACAUAUCGAGACUUAAGUGAUGUAUUAUUCUAUUGAAUGUAAUUGAGUACAAUAUUCAGUAUUAAAAACUAACGAAUAUUUUUGGUGCCAUAGCACAUUAUUUGUGUUCAAGACUAAUUUUACAAAGUACAUUAAAAAACAAUAAAGCAACCUUCUAUUGAACUGA
Pieris napi is the source of this 2812-nucleotide messenger RNA. Its product is annotated as band 4.1-like protein 5. Gene Ontology annotation, molecular function: cytoskeletal protein binding. The transcript is spliced from 2 exons. Gene Ontology annotation, cellular component: cytoskeleton. NCBI's taxonomy places the organism in Eukaryota, Metazoa, Arthropoda, Insecta, Lepidoptera, Pieridae. The record is from RefSeq and is a predicted model, not a curated record. The coding region runs from base 268 to 1800 and encodes 510 amino acids.